This is a messenger RNA of Paramuricea clavata, 9208 nucleotides long. NCBI's taxonomy places the organism in Eukaryota, Metazoa, Cnidaria, Anthozoa, Malacalcyonacea, Plexauridae. The record is from the annotation of a GenBank genome assembly.
AGUGGACGAAUCAACGAACACCAUUGGUGACGCGUUUUCAGCCAAUGGCGUGGCAGAUGGUCCUUGCUCUCGAGAAAAAAGACAAAGAAAAAUUUUAAAAAAGAAAUUCAAGCGAAAGAAUAUGUUUGAUCCAAAUUGCAAUGAAGACGGAUUUUAUGCAAAAAAGCAAUGCAAUUCUGGUCACUGUUGGUGUUCUGCCCGUGAUGGAAAUCUGAUUGCUGGCUCGAAGAAGAAAGGAGACGUUGAUUGUGGUAUGUGUAUGUUUGAACAUUUUAAGUAGGAAAUGCAGAGCAGUCGAUUGUACGACAGUGAGUCCUCUUUUCCACAACUGGUUUCUAGGGGGUCAUACUCCAAACAUUCCUUCCUCUCAAAAUGUUAAGAUUCUUGACGUUCUACAGUAGAAGCUGUACUUAUUUACUUUAGGAAUGUUUAAUUAAACUAGAUGUGUUUUAUAGAUGGAAAUUUCGAGUGUGAAUUUUGUUAAGCGAGUGUAGAUGCCCAUGUUUUAAACUAUAUAAUUUAUUGAGUUUGUACUUCCAUACAUAUAGUUUACAUAUUGGGUUUAUACUUAAUCUAUACAUAUACGACAAGAUUUAUCAUGGUGGUGACCGCCCUAGAACGGACACCUCUCUAUAUAAAACCGACAGCUCUCUAUCUAAAACGGACACCUCUCUAUCUAAAAUCCACACUUUCCUAAAACUGGCACUUUCCUAAAACGGACAUUUUCCUAAAACGGAGUCCGUAUUACAGAGUUCGAUUGUACCAAUGUUUUGUUUUUUCUAACAAAUCAGAUUCUUCAUCUGGUCCAACAAGACCUCUAAAAAAUCGCUGUUUUACUGAACGUCUUCAAGGACUAAAGUCAUCCAUGAAGACGAAGCAAUUUGUUCCACUGUGUUCUCGUGAUGGAACGUACGCACCAUUACAAUGUGAUACUGCACAAGGUUAUUGCUGGUGUGCAGAUAAGUGGGGGAAGGAGAUUAAGAAUACAAGAACUAGGAGGACGCCGAAAUGUCGUAAGUAAUUUUUAUAUAAUUAACCUUAGUUCAAACGAAACUCGACAAAAACCGAGGGCAACCAACUGUCUGCCCGGAGGCGAUACAUAUUUUAUUCAGAAGACGUCUGCGGGUUUCCUGGAGGCAGCCUGCGGCUCGCUCGAGCCAAACCUAUGUCACCCCCACAUAACCAUAGCUCACGUACGUGGGAAGCCGAAAAUUAAAAGUCCUUUUCCUGCGUAAAACGACCCAGGAAUCCGGUGAAAAUAAUCAAUUGCUAUAAUCAAUGGUAAUAGCCAAUAUAUCAAUUGCUAUAAUCUUUUCCAGUAACAAAUGCCUUUACAAGCCAAACGAAAACACCUUGCUAUGAGCUCAAGAAUUAUAUCAAACAAUUACCAACAAUUGGUACGAUACAUAUCCCAGUAUGUAAACGCACUGGCGUCUUUCGUCCGUUACAAUGCAGCAGAGAUAAGAGAUAUUGUUGGUGUGUGGAACAAGAUGGCAUGGAACUCAAGGGAACGGUGAUGUUUGGAAAACCAGAGUGUCGUAAGUUGCUCAAUGAUGUUAUAUUCCUGAACUGAAAACUGAGUUAGCAGCGUCAAAUCAUUAUAAGUCAGUGUUAUAAUGCACAGGGACAGUUCUCUCUCCCAACAGAGGUUUUUAAAAAAAUAAAAAUUUUGCUAGUACGCUAGAAAGUACACAGUGGAGAAGAGAAGGGGCACAAUGUGACUUUCUCUUACUGCAAUUAAUGCCACUGAUGUGCGCACAAUCUGAAUACGCGCGCUAGAUUAAAGUGCGACUCCCCAAAUAUUUUUGUUUGUGUAAUAUUUAGGUCAGUCUAAGAAGUAAUGUUAUAUUGCUUUAUAGCAAAAAUCCUUGCCUUAAUGAAUCUUUUCGCUGUUUAAGUUUUCGGAUAUGAUGUCAUUUGACGUGAUGAAAUUUGGACAAAAGAACGAAGAAAAACUAAUUUUAUUGCAAUUCAUGUUAUGAUAUGCCUCGUUCAUUAAACAACGCUAAUUUAUUGGGGGUCGUAUGUUUCUGUUCUGUUCUGUUCUGUUCUGUUCUGUUCUGUUCUGUUCUGUUCUGUUCUGUUCUGUCUAAUGGGAUUCCCGUUAAGGGUUGAGUAGUGUACCAUCUCUUAGUAACGAAAAAUAACGUUGUCUAUCUCAUAUCUUAUCAUCCGAUUUUUCUGUAGCGGAGAGAGUAAUGAACAUGACAUUCGUUAAAGUAACAAAUGGUCCUUGCAUACGACAUAAAGAGAAAAGAAAGAAGUUGUACAUUGUAUUGCGGCGUAAUUUAUUCAACCCACAAUGCAAUGAUCAAGGUUUUUACGAUAUCAAACAAUGUUAUGCAAACUAUUGCUGGUGUUCCGAUCAGAAUGGUAAGAUGAUGAGAGGGACAAGAACAAGAGGAGAUAUUGAUUGUGGUAAGUAAAAUAUUGAGUGUGAUAUUAACCUGUAGUAAUAUAUAUCAGCAUCAAUGUUGUACCAGGUGUAAAUAAUAGAGUUUUUAAUAAACCACCAAAGACUAUAUUUCUGUUUCAUUAUUGUUUAGCGAAAAUACCAAAUCCUCAUGGGAAAGCAUGUCUUGCCAACCGCCUUAAAGCAUUGAAAAUAUCUCUGAGAAAGAAGCCACAUGUUCCUCAAUGUGAACUUGAUGGAGAAUACGCGCCACUUCAAUGCAAUGUUUAUACUGGAAUGUGUUGGUGUGUAGAUAAACGUGGAAAAGAACUUGUUGGAUCAAGAACCAAGCGAACGCCAAAUUGCUGUAAGUAGAAGUGUGCUAUUGUGUCAAUCUUCUCAAAUUCAUUAAUAAUUCAUGAGCAAUUCAGCCAAUGAUGAUCACCUAUUUGAUCACAAGAUGCCAUUUGGAUAACCCGGUGAAACUUGAUGAAAGUCACUAGUGUUUUCAUCAAACAUCUUAAUUACGCAUGCAAAAUUACUUGAAUAGAAUUCCUAAUUACGUUACUCUUAGUUAAGAAUUCUAUUCAAAUCAACAAACGAAAACAUUCUGUUACGUCUCGAUUUAUUUGAGAAGUCAUCUGCCUCGUACCCAGGCGCUUUAAAUAAUUACAAUACAUGAAGUAUUCAGGUAGGCAGGCGACGCGCGAAGGGCUGCACUCUUCCCAUCAGCCCCUUCGCCAUCUCUCCCCACUAUAAUACUUCAUGUAAACUCGUCAUAUGCGCAUCACUGUUUUCUUACAAAGAGACGCCUGGGUACGAGGCAGAGAAGUCAUAUAAACAACGAGAGCGAGUGUCUCACCGGGAUAUCCAAAUACUCGAAAACAAUGUAUGAAAACACUCGCGCACACUCGCUCUCGUUGUUCAUAUAUUACUUGUAAAAUUCAUGAAUAAUUAAUAAGGCCACAAACAAAUCACGAUGCGGUAUUUAGGUCACAUGUGCACACUUGUAAACCGCAUUAAAGAUCAGAAAGUCGUGUAGAGGGAUAUUUAUGAAAGUUAACAAUACUAAUUGAGAAGCAUGGAUGUUUAUGAAAGUAAUAACAACACUAAUUUAAGUUUUAAUAGCAUGCUAAUGAAGCGUGAGAUUGUCCCCAUGGGCAGACAGAGAAUACUAGUAAGUAAAUACUAGUAAGUAAGUAAACAUAUAAAUUCAUUUUACAAGUACGUUAAAAUAUGAGCUGCUGAUCUUUAUGGGCAUUUAACAAUGAUUUGCGCUGCGCGCUCGCCAUUGUAAAUGUCCGUAAAGAUCAGCUGCUCAUAUUUUAACUAGUACUUAAAACGCUCAGGGGGAAUUCUUCAUGGGGUAUGAACCGUUACGCUCUGUUAGGUGAGCAGUAAAAUCUGGAGGCAAUCUCGUACCCAGAGUAUACCCGUUCGCCUAUUAGGUGAUUAGCCCACACCCUAACCUGCGAACGGGCAUACUGUAUGUACGAGUUUGACCUGGAGGUACCGUAUUAUAACCUACGGCUCUCCAUUUUGUUGUAGGCCUACAUAGAAGAUGUAGCGGGAAAUAUCAUUACUGCAGUUUCUACAACAGGCACUUUUUGCCGAGUAUAUUUUCCUGUGCCCCUUCACCUCCAAAUGUCAACUCCAAAUGUGCCCCCUCAAACUGCAACCUCGUACCCAGGGUUAGCCGCGAAUUGAAGGCGGCGGCAUGUCGCUGCCUUCAACUCACGACUGGCCCUGGGUACGAGGUUGCUCAAACUGUUCCUAAUUUGUGUAUUUUUAAUUUGAUAUGCUUCAUAUAUUUUAAUUUGAUCCUUAAUAUAGUUGCUAGUGCACUUAACACAAUUGAAGACGGACCAUGUCAUAUUCUGAAAUCGUAUAUUUCAAAAUUACCACCCAACAACAAAGUUAAUGAUCCACUCUGUGAGGGGAGUGGUUUCUUCCAGCCUGCACAAUGUAGCAAAACUAACUCGUUUUGCUGGUGCGUGAUGCACGAUGGGAAAGAAGUACAGGGAUCUAUCACGAAGGGAAAACCAGAAUGUCGUAAGUAAUACAGAAACUCAAAAUUCAUUUGUAGUAUUAUGCGCAAAUGCAGGUAAUUCAUCGUUAUUGGCAGAUAAGGAUCGAUCCAAUCUGAUCUGGGAUCGAUCCAAUCUGAUAUGCGCAAAUGGAUUCUUAGAAGUAAAAAAUGCAAUCUUUGCCAAAAACAAUGGGACGGGUGCUGUAGGCUAAUUUCAUAUAAUUUGAAAGGCGUAGCGCCCCCCCGUUUCCCGAGACACCAACAUUGAAACGGGUGCAUGGGGGGGGGGGGGGAAGGAUGGGAAAAUGUAUCACGAAAUGGUAUAUUACAACCAAAUGCACGUGAAAACACGAUUGUCCCAAUCUAUAUUGUUAAAAAUUGUAGUGUUCUUUAAUUUAUUUAAGUAUAUUGUUUUCCAGGUUUUCAUUUCUAAAAUCUGCUAAAAUGUGUAGAAUACGGAAAAUAUACUGUCAUGUACAAAACAUUCAAGUUGCAACUUGAAUGUUUCAACUCUUUACUACCUUUAUUUAAGAUGAAAAGCGAUUUCCAGCAGUGCCUCGUCUCCAUGGUCCAUGUGAUGAACAUUUGGCACACGUAAGCAACAUGGUAACUGGUGAACGUCAGGAUGUCUACAUACCAGUAUGUGAUAAUGAAGGUUAUUAUGCUCCCCUUCAAUGUAAUAAUGAUACAACGUGGUGUUGGUGUACUAAUAGAUAUGGAUCAAUGGUUAAAGGAACACGUAUGCAAGGAAAAUUGCCCAUCUGUGGUAAGUCAAACAAGCACAUGUAGCUCUUCUGUAUAUUUCCGGCUGGUUCAUCAAAAUUUUGUUUUGUUUGAAAUUUAAAAUUUAUUUAUUCGAAAGUCGAAAUUUAAUACCUAGAUUUAAAAGAUAGAACUUCUUUUAAGAAGAUUAAAAUCUUCUAUAGCCCGCUCAUCCAAGAUUGCUUGGCCAGGAAUUGGCUGUUCUCCCCCUUGUCAUAUCCCCUGUUAUUCCUUGAUGUUAGAGAUUUUCUUUUACCGUCCAUCACCCAUCAAUAUCUCUCUAUCGCUAUCCUCAGUCCUUUGUUCCUCUUUAUAUCCAGAUUCAUAACUUUAGGCUCUCUUCGUCAUAUCACGCGCCAAUGCCAUUUUAUCUUUGCUUCUCGUACCUUCCUGGGGCCGGUUAUUCAGAGGUGGGUUAGCAUAACCCUAGGUUAAAAUUUAACCUGCUCUUUUUGUUUAUGUAUUUCUGCGCGUCUGUUUAUUUCAAAACGUCAGAGAAGUAAACUCCUAAUAGGAGUCUCCUAUCGAUCCAGACAAGAUCUCUGAAGAAAUAAUUCCAAAUGUAUAGUGAGCUGUCAGGAAGUUUGCUCUGAAUUUUAGCUUAACCUGGGUUUAAGCUAACCCAGCUUUGAACAACCGGCCCCUGCUAUAUAAUAUCAUUAUGUUUGCCACCCAACAUGCUCUUCUUCAUGAUCUCUUCAUUCUUGAUCUAUCUUGUUCUUCAGCGAAAUCCCUAUCAACAUUUAAAACAAAAAAAUCUUGUUAUAGAUGAUUUCUGACGCAAGUUAUCUUCGCUCUAUGUUUAGUUAAUUUAACUGCUUUUCACGAGUAUGUCCAUCCCAUCUUUACGGCCGGCACCUUACCAAUUGUACCAUCUUCACAACUACGUCUGUUUGACUGUAGUAGAACACUUGAUUGAGCUAAUGGUAAUUUCGUAGGAAUGGUAAUCCUUUUACUACAUCUUGCUUGGUUUUAAUAUAAAGCAACAAUUCUUAUAAACUUUAUUAAUGUUUUUUUUUAUGUUUGAAUGUAGAUGAAAAAACGUUGAAACCCUGUGUUGCUUUCAAAAAGAGAAAAAAUGAAGUCAGUAAAUCAGAUGUGAAUGAUGUAUAUGAUGCAGUAUGCACAGAGAAUGGUUUCUUUGCGCCAUUGCAGUGCAAUGUGGACAGUGGUAACUGUUGGUGUGUGGACGGCGUGGGAAGUGUCGUGGCUGGAACAACUAUUUAUCAAAGACCUUAUUGUGGUGAGUAUGUUAAAUAAUUAUGUUUAUUGAAAGGAUACUGAGGACAUGAAUACGUCCUAUCAGAUGCACCCUUGCUGUCCAGGUACAAAAGAACCCGAAAAAUAUUGGGUUCGAGUAGGUCAAGUCGUUUCGAGUGUAUGAUAUCGAAGGAACUAGACUGAGUUCUGAAAUAUCAUACACUCGCGAGCAUUGGACUAGAAAGGUCGCGUGUUCGAUUCCCUCUGCGGUCAAAAUUUUCAGUUUGUCCCGUGUGGACACACGUGGGGUAUCACCCUAAAUAUAACUUUACCUGAGUACAUAAACCACGAUCAUUACAUUCAUUGGAAAUUUCUGUAAAUAUUAAACGGUUUGGGUUAGCAAUCUCUACAGGCAACGCUGUGUGGAAUUGUUAGCAUAAACAUUCUGUGAUUUGUGGAAGAGGCUAGAUUUUUGUUUGGUUGUCACAAUUAAGCUUUAGGAACAUGGUCAUUGUAAGAGUUUUUUGGAAGUCGCCCUGCACAGACAAACAACGGAAGCCGCCCUGCAAAAAACACUACAAACUGAAAGAGGGUCAUGUGACAUGAUAUUAAUGACAUUCCAGGUAAACAGCAACGAAAGUGCGAGAUUGAAAGGAGGAAAAUUCUGUCGGAAGAUAAACCAAGCCAGGCUCCACCAUCAUGUGAUGUUCAUGGUUACUAUUCUCGUAUGCAGUGUGAUCAUAUAACCCAGGAGUGUUGGUGUACAGAUAGAUAUGGCAAUGAAACUGUGGGAACAAGAAUCAAUGGAAUACCAAAUUGCGGUAAUAUAUUCUUAAACAAUUUUUUGGACAAAUUUAUUGAGUUAUCUUGUAUACAACUAAUUUACAAACAAAUGUCAACAGACAUAUAUAGACAGUAAAACGUACAAGAGAACUCAAAGGGGAAUGCACGAACGGGACUCGAGGUCCUGUACUAUGCAAGGUUCUCCCCCCCCCCCCGAAAAUACUGGAGAUACUAAACAUAAUUGCGGUUUGUGACAUGAUGGGCAAUCCUAAUUCUAAUAACCACGUACAUGUCAGGUCUACAUCAUAUUUGCAUAGUUUAUCAGUUUGCCUACCUGAAGUGAAGGUGACCUGUUGUACAUAUUUUGAAUUAUAUGCCCCAUGUAUAUAUUCGUGGUUCCAUGUAACUCAAUAUAUUGCAUCUACCCUGUCAAACUCAUAACUCAUAUAUCAUGAUCUUCUUAAUUUUAUCACUCCAUCUUAUCCUUUGAAAUUUCCCCUCUAACAGGUUCCUCGCAUGAAUUACAACAUUACAAUUUAUUAAAUUAUCUAAAUUUUAAGCAAGAACAGUUGAGAUAAAUACAUUAAAAAUAUAUACAGUGAAAAAUAGUCUAAAAUGGUUAAAAUACGGUAACAAUAAAGUUAACGAUAUAGUCUGCACAUGUCAAGAGUAAAAGAUUAGUAAAAUCUAUCAGUAUAACUGCUCUAAAAGUCUUUUAGACCUAAGAUUAUAAGAUUCUUCAAAUCUUGCAGGCAACAGAUGGAGAAGCUAUCCAUCGUCAUUGAUGAUGUUAUUAAAAUAUUUAUAACACAUUUCUUCACGACUUUGAAAAAGAUAGGCAGUUUAAUUAAAGUGAUCCAAUAUUUAUUCAGCAGAACUGACCAGGGAAAACACUCGCUCGUUUCUGCUCGCGUUCUAGAUCAAAUUGAAAUCAUGCCUAAUGGACAUACAAUAGAAAUUUAAAAUGUCUUUAGCUGAUAUCUUAGCUUUAACAACACGAUAAAAUAAAGACGCUUACUGGCUUUCUUUACAAUGUUGUCAAUGUUCCAAUGAAGGUUGCUGGAGAUGGUUGGGGAAAAAAGUUGGGGGGGAAAUGUUAGCAUACGGAAACGUUUUGGUCGGCCAAUAUACAGCAAGGUCGGGCAAAUUUUUGUCCGCCCCCUAAUCCCCGCCCCCCCUAAUCCCCUACGCCUAUACUUGUUUUUCCAAGAGAUGAUGCUUUCGUAUACUAGAUAGUGGAGAAGAAAUAGAAGUAUAUACUGUAUGAUUUCCAAUUUUGUUUACAAAAUAACUCAGACUUCUUUUGUAGAAAAUGAAUGUCGAAUUAUGUAAUAUUAUAUAUUCAAUCGGUUUUCGAUUAUUAUUAUUAUUGAUUUAUUAUUUUAUCACUAAUGCACUCUCCAUAAGUAUUACAGUCUAUAGUGGUCAUAUAUAGAGAUCACAUCCUUGCAUAUUACUAGUAAUGUUAUCAAGAAUUUCCAAUUUAUCUUUCAGGUCAAUUGCCAAGACCAUGUGAUGAACAUGUAUCAUCAAUAUUGAACUACGACAAUCUAUUUGGCGUCCUUAUUCCACAGUGCGACUCCCAAGGGUAUUAUAAUAACAUUCAAUGUCAUGAGAAAACUAAAGUUUGUUGGUGCUCAAACAAACUCGGAGUUAAAAUACCAGGGACGAAAACAAGUGGACAACCAAUGUGCGUUUUUUGAAUUCAAAAUUAAAUUGUAGACUUGUAGCCUGUUGAUGUAUACUAAUCAGUCUGAUGACAUUUGGUACGCUAUUUACUGUCAACACUAAAAAGACAACGCAUUUUGAAUGCUCUACGCAAAACUAUUAGAUGUUUUUUGCUAUGAGUAAAACACAAAAUUUCUCGAUAGAUUAUUGAGUAUUGUGAAAAUAUAGGAGCUGACCAAAGUGUACUGCGCAGCUCAUCAUUGUACAUUUGAUAUAACAACGUAAGAUUUCAAAUCACAUUUUAAAUACAUAUAUUAUAUGACUAUUGGACAUUUGAAUACUUAUUGUCAAAAAGGGUUUAUUUUAGAACUGCA